UUUAAACCUACAUCAUCACCUCACCUGCUCAGGUUGCCUCAAAGUGAGUCUUGUUCACUUUUCAUUUGCAGCUCAAAAGGAACGGUUAGAGGGGGAAAACUGGAACCUUUCGGAGAUGAAUUUGUACAGGAGCUUCGGUGACCUUAUGGAGGUUUAUGUGUAUGAGGAGAGAACUCAUCCGGAGUCACACUGGCAUCAGGAUAACGCUGAUGGGCCUCCUGCACCUGUUUCCAACAUGGCAGUAAACCCACGCUCAGAAUCAGUAGACUCUGGAGUUGAGACGGCCAGCUGUGAAACACCAAUUCCCACCUCAGGCAAUUUUUUGUCAACGGACAACACAGAAAUUGAGAUUUUUCAGCUACCAAGGGACAGAUUCUCUCCGGCUUCAACAUCUCAGUCGCCUGUUCUCACGUCUUCUUUGCCUUCUUCUUCGUCUUCCUCUCCAAACAUGUGUUCCAGCAGAGCCGAAAAAGAACCCACACCCUUGAACCUUAAGGGAGAACCAGAGCUACAAAGGACUGAUUCUAAGAGGUGGAAGCAAGUCUAUGAGGUGCUAAGCCAUCAGCCUAAAUCAUCUUCCCUGCCUAAACAGCAUACAUCUGAUUUAAAAAGGUGUAUAAGAUUCGCGAGUUUCAAUAUGAGGAGGAGGUUCGACCCAUCAGUCCCCUCUGGGAAUGUGUCAGAAACACAGAGAGAACCUCUUUCAGUUGGUUCUGUCGAGCAGAUUUCACAGGGUUCUGGUAUGUUUGAGGGAAAGGAACUCAGUCCCGGUCUCUGCUACUUGGAGUGGGUCUGCCAAAAGAUGGAGCUGUAUGCCAAACAGAAGAUGCAAAACCAGGAGUUGCAGACAGAGACAGUUGCACUCCAGGAAAAUGAAGAACAAAAGAAUAACUCAGCAGAUUCCCAGGAGGACCAACCCUCACUUGAAAAUGCAAAGCAAGUUCCCAGUGAACCCCCGCAACAAAAAUCUCGCCAUUUCAGACAGAGAUCAGCCUCAGACACAACAUUUUCAAAACUGCACUUAAAAAAAUUAAACAGAAACUCCAGAGGGCAGCAACUAAGUACGAAUAAUCUACGGGAAAUUGAGGAGGAAGACACGACACAGAUGGAUUCCAAAAAGGAAGAAUCAAACAGAAGAAGUUUGAUCCAGAGGUUAAAAAUUGGGUCUUUGAGAAGGGCGGAGUCUGCUGCAUCAGACAUAAGGAGCCAACAGAUGCAGUCAUCAGAGAAACUCUCUACCCGGCGACGGUUCAGCCAGCUGUUCAGGAGGUCAAAGAAAGUGUCACCAAAUUAAAUGGACUACAAUCGCUGUUUCCAUAAGCUGACAUCUCAGGAGUUUUAGAUCAAAUAGUGUGUUAGCAUUGAUGCUGAUUUGAAAAUGUUUCGGCACGAUUCAGCCGUUCAUCCCUAUUGACAAAUAUCUUUGUUUAUAAGACGCAACAAAUUGAUUGACUAGAAUAUGUUACCCUUUUUUCUGUCUAGUUCAAAGCAUUAAAAAAGUAUUUUAUUAUACAGCUUCUCUUACACUUAAAGCUGCAGGAAUUAAAGACUCUUUACCAAAGUCUUAAAACUGCUUAACCACAUGUUAUUCAGUAUUGACCAGAGGAAGAUGUGGAAUAUGUAAAGAAAUUCAAACACUAUGCCUCUUUUGCUUUGUAAAUAAAUGAUGAAAUGUUUAAAUUCAA
Cyprinodon tularosa is the source of this 1685-nucleotide messenger RNA. RefSeq lists its product as uncharacterized. NCBI's taxonomy places the organism in Eukaryota, Metazoa, Chordata, Actinopteri, Cyprinodontiformes, Cyprinodontidae. The coding region runs from base 116 to 1294 and encodes 392 amino acids. The transcript has 6 exons. The record is from RefSeq and is a predicted model, not a curated record.